This is a messenger RNA of Colletotrichum godetiae, 1086 nucleotides long. Its product is annotated as S-adenosyl-L-methionine-dependent methyltransferase. The coding region runs from base 1 to 1086 and encodes 361 amino acids. The record is from RefSeq and is a predicted model, not a curated record. NCBI's taxonomy places the organism in Eukaryota, Fungi, Ascomycota, Sordariomycetes, Glomerellales, Glomerellaceae. Gene Ontology annotation, molecular function: methyltransferase activity. The transcript has 9 exons.
AUGCCUUCACCAAGAAGGACCCCUGCGUCAUCGAGUCCUGCCCAGCCUCAGUCCCCUCAUUACAACGCUGAAAACGCUGAGAAUACUGGGAACGCUGAGAACGAGGCAGUGCUCGCUGCGGAGGAGGCGGUUGACGAUGCCACUUCAGAUUACGGAGGUACUGCAUCGUCAACAACGAGUGUGAGCGCCUCUAUUCUCGACUAUAGAAAGGAGAACGGCAGGACCUAUCAUCGGUACAAAGAUGGAAAAUAUAGCUACCCCAACGAUGAGAGGGAAAACGAUAGACUAGAUUUGCAACACAACCUGUGGCUCCUUACUUUCGACAACCGUCUGGGAACUGCACCGCCGAAUGACCCAGAUUUCCCGGUAAAUCGUGUUCUGGAUGUUGGUACGGGAACUGGACUAUGGGCCAUUGAGUUCGGCGAUGAGCAUCCCGAAGCUGAGGUCCUUGGCAUUGAUCUUUCGGCUGCCCAACCAGAGUUCGUACCUCCGAAUGUCAAGUUCGAGAUUGACGACAUUGAAGAGCCAUGGACCUUCUCGAGACCGUUUGACUAUAUCCAUAGCCGCCUGAUGACAUCAAGCCUCGCAGACUGGAGAAAAUACCUGCAAAAUUGUUACGACAAUCUCGCACCUGGUGGCUACCUCGAGCUGAACGAGAUGGACCUGAUCCCGACCUCAGACGACGGGACUCUUACCGAUGAUCUCGCCUUCACUCAAUCCCUGAAACUCCUAGGCGAAGCAAUGGAGAAGCUGAGCCGCCCGUACCAGGACAUACCGGAGCUCAAGGACAUGAUGGUUGAGAUCGGGUUCCGUGACGUCGUCUUGGAGAGGUACAAGUGGCCGACCAACUCCUGGCCGCGGCACCACAAGUACAAGGAGCUCGGCGUCUGGCAGAAUGAGAACCUGACGGCCGGCAUGGAGGGCUUCAUUAUGGCGCCGUUUACGCGGAUCCACGGGUGGUCGAGGGAGGCGGUCCUCGUGUUCCUUGUCGAUGUACGGAAGGAUAUCAAUGAUCGGAAUAUCCAUGCCUACUUUUCAGUGUAUUCUGUUUGGGGGAGAAAGCCGGCGGCGAAUGAGAGAGGUUGA